Molecule: messenger RNA, 621 nt
Organism: Cladocopium goreaui
Lineage: Eukaryota; Dinophyceae; Suessiales; Symbiodiniaceae
Source: the annotation of a GenBank genome assembly
UAUGGAAUAUAUGGAACAUAUGGAAUGAUAAUGAAUCUAUUGCCAUAGCCAUCAUGGCCAUCCAAGUAUUGGAAAUCCAAUCUGAAGGCAGCCACUUGAGCCCAGUCGCCCAGCUUUCCGUGGCGAGUCCAUCGCUCAGCAUGGUGAAACGCCAUGUGAAGGGCGGCAAAGCGAUGAAGAAGUUUGGUGGACCGAAGACAAAGUCCCAGCCGUGGAAAGUGAAGAGCAGCAUCCAAAAAGCCACGGCCAAAGCCGAAGCGGCGCCCAAACCAGACGUGAAAAUGGCCCCUGUAAAAACAGAGAAGGCCCCAAAGGCCCCGAAGCCAUCCAAGAAGGACCGGCGGAAACAGCGCGCAGCCCACCCCGUGGCCGCCAAGCCUGUGGAGAAAUCGCCCAAGGCAUCGCCCAAAGCGAAGGCGGCUUCCCCCGUGAUGUCCAAGGCCUCUCCACCUGGAUCACCAACGAUGAAGCCAGAGAUGGAGGUGGAUGUGGAGAAGUCCAAGAAACAACGGCGGAAGGAACAGCGGAGGACCAUCCAGGUCAAAAAGACGCAGAUGAAGCAAAAGGGCAACUACUGAGCUCGACCCAACUCCAGACCCGCGGAUGUCGCGGUUGAAAAAG